AUGGGAAACACUCCCGGCGGAAUGCCGGGUGCCGGGGGAGGACAAGGCCAAGGUGCUAACAAAGAGAAGAAAGAUGGGGAUGACAAGAAGAAGAAGCACGAGGCAAUGGCACCACCCUCCCACUUCGGCAGAAAGAAGAGGAAGAUGAAGGGAGCGCAGGUCGCCAGCAAGCUGCCCUCAGUUGUACCAACCUCGAAGUGCCGGCUCCGACUUCUGAAGCACGACCGGGUGAAGGAUUACCUCAUGAUGGAGGAAGAGUUUAUCCAGGAGCAGCAGCGGUUGAAGCCGAAAGAAGACAAGGAAUCAGACGAGAAGUCCAAGCUGGACGACAUCCGCGGGACUCCGAUGGAUGUCGGCUCGCUGGAAGAAUUCAUCGACGAGAAUCACUGCAUCGUGUCAACGGCUAUGGGCCCUGAGUACUAUGUGAAUAUCCUUUCCUUCGUGGACAAGGAUCAGUUGGAGCCUGGCUCUUCUAUCCUCAUGCAUCACAAGAAUUUGAGUGUGAUCGGCCUUUUGGUGGACGAGGUGAACCCGCUCGUUAGCGUGAUGAAGGUGGACAAGGCGCCGACGGAGUCCUACGGGGACAUUGGUGGCUUGGAGGAGCAGAUCCAGGAGAUGAAGGAGGCAGUUGAGCUGCCCCUGACACACCCAGAGCUCUAUGAGGAUGUUGGCAUCAAGCCGCCCAAGGGCGUCAUUCUGUACGGCGUGCCAGGGACCGGAAAGACACUGUUGGCCAAGGCUGUUGCAAGUGAGACAUCUGCAACUUUCUUACGAGUGGUCGGCAGUGAGCUGAUUCAGAAGUAUCUCGGAGAGGGACCAAAGCUGGUCCGGGAAAUGUUUCGUGUCGCGCAAGAGCAUGCCCCUUCCAUCAUUUUCAUCGAUGAAAUCGACGCCGUCGCCACGAAGCGGUACGAUACUACAAGUGGCGGCGAGAAGGAAAUUCAACGCACCAUGUUGGAGCUGCUGAACCAGCUAGACGGCUUCGAUGACCGUGGCGAUGUCAAGGUUAUCAUGGCCACCAACAGGAUGGAGUCUCUGGACCCUGCCAUGAUCCGACCAGGCCGAAUAGAUCGAAAGAUAGAGUUUCCUCUGCCGGACGAAAAGACCAAGCGACGUAUCUUCCAGAUCCACACGGGGAAGAUGACCCUCGCAGAUGAUGUCAACCUGGAGGAGUUUGUCGUUGCGAAGGAUGACCUCAGCGGUGCAGACAUCAAGGCGAUAUGCACAGAAGCUGGCAUGCUCGCCCUCCGUGAACGUCGCAUGAAGGUGACGCAGGCGGAUAUGAGAAAGGCGAAGGAGAAAGCAUUGUACAAAAAGAAGGGGUCAUACCCCGAAGGCAUGUAUCUCUAG
Symbiodinium sp. CCMP2592 is the source of this 1350-nucleotide messenger RNA. NCBI's taxonomy places the organism in Eukaryota, Dinophyceae, Suessiales, Symbiodiniaceae. The record is from the annotation of a GenBank genome assembly.